Messenger RNA from Pistacia vera, 1086 nucleotides. Its product is annotated as caffeine synthase 1-like. Gene Ontology annotation, molecular function: S-adenosylmethionine-dependent methyltransferase activity. Gene Ontology annotation, biological process: methylation. The record is from RefSeq and is a predicted model, not a curated record. Lineage: Eukaryota; Viridiplantae; Streptophyta; Magnoliopsida; Sapindales; Anacardiaceae. The transcript has 5 exons. Bases 1 to 1086 code for a protein of 361 amino acids.
AUGGAGGUGGAGGAAUUGCUUUGCAUGAACAAAGGGGAUGGAGAAAAUAGCUACCUUCAGAACUCUGAAAAUAGCCAAAAAGUAGCAGCUAUGGCCAAGCCUGCGCUAGAGAACGCUGUUCAGUCUCUAUUUUCCAAAGGUUUCCUCCCAUACCAAGUUCUGAACGUAGCGGAUUUGGGUUGUUCUUCGGGAUCAGAGACAUUUUCUGUGGUGGAAACUGUGAUACAGAAUGUGAAAAUCAAAUGCAAGGAAUUGAAUUGUCAAAUUCCAGAGUUUCAGUUUUACUUGAAUGAUCUAACCGGGAAUGACUUCAAUACGCUUUUCAGAGGUUCGUCAAACUUUACUGAAAAAUAUAGUGAUCUUCAUUGCUUUGUGAUGGGCAGUCCUGGUUCUUUCCAUGGCCGGCUUUUCCCCAAAAACACCAUGCAUCUCAUUUAUUCUUCCUACGCUAUCCAAUGGCUCUCUAAGGUACCAACACUUAGGGACAAAGAAGGGUUUCCAUUAAACAAGGGAAAGAUGUACAUAUCUGACACAAGCCCUCCUGUUGUGAAAGAAGCAUAUCUUGCUCAAUUUCAAGAAGAUUUUGGCUUUUUUCUCAAGUGUCGUUCUCAAGAGAUGAUACAAAAUGGUCGUGUCUUCUUGAUAUUCCAUGGAAGGGUAUCUGAAGAGCACACAACUAAAGAGACUUGCGUCGGUUGGGAACCUUUAACUGAGGCCAUAGCUGAAUUGGUUUCUCAGGGACUGAUUUCUGAAGAGAAGUUAGACUCAUUUGAUGCACCAGAUUAUGUACCAUCGCUACAAGAAGUGAAGGAUAUAGUGGGCAAGGAGGGAUCCUUUGAAAUUGAGGUCCUGGAGACAUUUCCAAUCGAGAUUGGAGAUAAAGAAUUUUGGAGUAAUGAGGAAAUACUUGCUAAAGACAUUAGAUCUUUCACAGAGUCCCUGGUUUCAUACCACUUUGGUGAGGAAAUAGUUGAAAAAUUGUACGCUCAGCUCACUGAUAGUUGGCUACACAAAAAGAACCAAACAAGGGAAGGCAUUCUGCGGAUCCUGCAAGUAAAAAGAGCUGCUGCCGUUGGGAACUUAUAG